Molecule: messenger RNA, 6675 nt
Organism: Xyrauchen texanus (razorback sucker)
Lineage: Eukaryota; Metazoa; Chordata; Actinopteri; Cypriniformes; Catostomidae
Product: phospholipid-transporting ATPase ID-like
Exons: 28
Coding region: 313-4353 (1346 amino acids)
Biological process (GO): Golgi organization; phospholipid translocation
Cellular component (GO): plasma membrane
Molecular function (GO): ATP binding; ATP hydrolysis activity; ATPase-coupled intramembrane lipid carrier activity
Source: RefSeq, a predicted model, not a curated record
GUAUCACAGUCGUAUUUAGCUAUCAAUAGCGUCUUUUAAAAUAGUAAACCGGUCUAGCGGCAGUGAUAUCAGAUUGGUCUGCAUCACCCCGUAUGACCUCAACGACUAUGCGGCAAAUCAAUUGGCGGUGGUAUCGUAGUGAAGACCGGGCGCAUCAGUGAUUGAAUCUCUUCCUUUCACGGUAUGUCAUUUGGCGUUGGUCUGAAGCUGCUGCGCACGUGUAUCCGUCGAUCCUCUGUUGUGAAGUCCGCGCGCCCCUGCUGCUGUGUGCGCAGAGCAAAUGCAAUGUAAACGAAACGACGUUAGGACAACAUGACUAUCCUGAAAGACAUCCCGGAGAAGUGGUUUCCAAUCAUUCUCCCUCUGAAAUGGAAGAAAGAAGGAUUGUCCAGUUCUACAAAAAUAAGAAAAGGAUCAGAGGAGGAAAGGAGAGUCCGAGCCAAUGAUAGAGAGUACAAUGAGAAGUUCCAGUAUGCUAGCAAUUGCAUCAUGACCUCAAAGUAUAACAUCAUCACCUUCCUACCAGUCAACCUGUUUGAGCAGUUCCAGGAAGUUGCCAACACCUACUUCCUGUUUCUCCUCAUUCUGCAGUUGAUUCCACAGAUUUCCUCAUUGUCCUGGUUCACUACCAUUGUGCCUUUAGUGCUGGUGCUGAGCAUCACUGCAGUCAAAGAUGCCACUGAUGAUUAUUUUCGUUACAAGAGUGACAACCAGGUGAAUAACCGUCAGUCUCAGGUCCUCAUCGCUGGCAUUCUUCAGAAGGAGAACUGGAUGAAUGUCAGAGUGGGUGACAUCAUCAAACUAGAGAACAAUCAAUUUGUGGCAGCUGACCUGCUGCUGUUGUCCAGCAGUGAACCUCAUGGUCUGUGUUACAUUGAGACUGCAGAACUGGAUGGCGAGACGAAUAUGAAAGUGCGUCAGUCUCUGUCUGUUACCUCAGAGCUUGGGGAUCCUAAUAAUCUGGCCCAGUUUGAUGGAGAAGUGGUGUGUGAGCCUCCCAACAACAAGCUAGACCGUUUCUGUGGUACCCUGUAUUGGAAAGACUGUAAAUACCACCUCAGCAACCAAAACAUGUUGCUCCGUGGCUGCGUACUGCGCAACACAGAGAGCUGCUACGGCCUUGUUAUAUUCGCAGGUCCCGACACCAAGCUGAUGCAAAAUAGUGGCUGCACCAAGUUUAAGCGGACCAGUAUAGACCGGCUGAUGAAUACACUGGUGCUAUGGAUUUUUGGGUUCCUGGUGUGUAUGGGAGUGAUUUUGGCCAUAGGGAAUGCGGUGUGGGAAAAAGAGGUGGGCUCUCUGUUUCAGAGUUUCCUCCCCUGGGACCCUCCAGUCAACAACUUCCUGUUCUCUGCGUUCCUCUCCUUCUGGUCCUAUGUUAUCAUCCUCAACACGGUUGUGCCGAUCUCCCUCUAUGUAAGUGUGGAGGUGAUUCGUCUAGGUCACAGUUACUUCAUUAAUUGGGACCGACGGAUGUACUGUAGCCGUAGUAACACAGCAGCAGAGGCCAGAACCACCACACUAAAUGAAGAGCUGGGACAGGUGGAGUACAUCUUCAGUGACAAGACAGGAACCCUUACGCAGAACAUCAUGACCUUCAACAAGUGCUCCAUCAACGGCCAUGCAUAUGGUGAAGUAAUAGAUAACUUAGGUUCACAAAAAAAGAGGGCACAGCCCCUGGAUUUCAGUGCAUGGAACCCCUUAGCAGACCGGGACUUCUGUUUCUAUGACCAGUCUCUGCUUGAGGCAGUAAUAGCGGGAGAACUGGCCGUGCAUGAAUUCUUCCGAGUGCUUUCUCUCUGCCACACGGUCAUGAGUGAGGAGAAGAGCGAGGGAGAGCUGUUGUAUAAGGCUCAGUCACCAGACGAGGGUGCGUUGGUAACAGCUGCGCGUAACUUUGGAAUUGUGUUUCGCUCUCGCACACCUGGUACAGUCACCACACAAGAGCUCAGCAAAGAGGUCACAUAUACGCUCCUCGCCAUCCUGGACUUCAAUAACAUCCGCAAAAGAAUGUCUGUCAUAGUGAGGAAUCCGGAGGGUCGUAUCCGUCUGUACUGUAAGGGGGCAGACACAGUGCUUUUUGAGAGGCUUCAUUCUUGCAAUCAGGAGCUGAUGAAUAUCACCUCAGACCAUCUUAACGAGUAUGCGGUUGACGGGUUGCGGACUCUUGCUGUGGCGUAUCGGGAUCUGUCUGAGGAGCAGUGGGAGGAGUGGGCGGAGCAUUACCGUCGCGCUGAUAAGUCCACAGACUGCCGGGAGGAUCGACUGGCUGCUGCCUAUGAGGAGAUCGAACAGGAUAUGAUGUUGCUAGGUGCCACAGCUAUAGAAGAUAAACUGCAGGAGGGUGUUCCUGAGACUAUUGCCAUACUCUCAUUGGCUAACAUCAAGAUCUGGGUGCUAACUGGAGACAAGCAGGAGACUGCUGUGAAUAUUGGUUAUUCCUGUAAAAUGCUGAGAGAUGACAUGACAGAGGUCUUCAUUGUAAAUGGACGCACUGUGCAAAGUGUGCGGGAGGAACUGAGAAAAGCAAGAGAACGAAUGUUGGAGUCAGCACGCACCAGAGAUGGAGGGAAGGAGGCUGAAGCUCAAGGUUGUGGUGGGGCGUGUGCUCUUGGAAAUGGUUGUGGAGAUGGUGGUGCUGCUAACUAUAUGCCUGAUGAGGCCAAAUGCCCCCCUCCUCAGGCCCCACCCUCCUCCUUGCUGGAGUCAAUCAGUGGAGAGUUUGCCCUCAUCAUCAAUGGACACAGCUUGGCUCAUGCAUUGGAGACGGAUAUGGAGCGUGAGUUUUUGGAGACGGCUUGUGCUUGUCGAGCAGUAAUUUGCUGCAGAGUUACUCCUCUACAGAAAGCUCUGGUGGUAGAGCUGGUUAAACGCCGUAAGAAGGCCGUCACACUUGCCAUCGGAGAUGGAGCCAAUGAUGUCAGCAUGAUAAAGACAGCUCAUAUUGGUGUGGGAAUCAGUGGUCAGGAGGGGAUCCAGGCCGUGCUUUCAUCAGAUUACUCUUUUUCUCAGUUCCGCUUCCUGCAGCAACUUUUGCUGGUGCACGGACGUUGGUCCUACCUGCGUAUGUGUCGUUUUCUGUGUUACUUCUUCUACAAAAACUUUGCCUUCACUAUGGUGCACUUCUGGUUCGGAUUCUUCUGUGGUUUCUCAGCACAGACUGUCUACGACCAGUAUUUCAUCACACUCUACAAUAUUGUGUACACAUCCCUGCCUGUGUUGGCAAUGGGCAUCUUUGAUCAGGAUGUCCCUGAACAGAGGAGUCUAGAGUAUCCAAAGCUGUAUGAGCCAGGCCAGCUGAACCUGCUGUUUAACAAACGCGAGUUCUUCAUCUGCAUUGCACAAGGAAUCUACACCUCUGUGGUUCUGUUCUUCAUUCCAUAUGGCGUUCUCUCUAACGCCACACAGAGUAAUGGAGUUCCACUGGCAGACUACCAAACUUUCGCUGUCACUACUGCGACAGCCCUUGUUAUAGUCGUCAGCGUCCAAAUUGCUCUGGACACGGGUUAUUGGACAGCUAUAAAUCACUUCUUUAUAUGGGGAUCUUUGGGUACCUACUUCACUAUCCUCUUUGCUAUGCACUCCAGCAUCCUGUUCAACAUCUUCCCCAAGCAGUUCCAUUUCCUUGGAAGUGCACAUAACACACUUGGGCAGCCAGUGGUGUGGUUAACUAUUGCACUGGCUACCAUCAUCUGUAUUGCUCCAGUCCUCGCCUUCCGCUUCCUCAAACUGGACCUAAAACCUCAGCUCUCAGAUACUGUGCGCUACACUCAACUCGUGCGGCAGAAGAAGAGAAAGCCCAGUGGGCGCACGGGUCGUGGAGUGGGUGGAGCUGGAGCAGCUGGUGGCAAUGCUCUGGGUCGUCUGGGCAGAGGUGGCUCUCGACGCUCUGGUUAUGCAUUUGCGCAUCAGGAAGGUUUUGGCGAGCUGAUCACAUCGGGAAAGAAUAUGCGCCUGAGCUCAUUUGCCUCCCGCCACAGCAGUGGCUGGAUUGACACUCUUCGCAAGAAAAAACAUUCAAACAACAGUGGUGCACAGAAUAUCCUGACAAAUGGUGAUGACUGUAAAGUCUCCUCUCAAGCCCCACCCCUUUCCACUUCUUCCUCAGUGAUUGGUCCUCAGGGCACAACCCCAGGAGAGACAGGGCAAUCAUGUAAUGAAACUGGCCUCACUCGCAGCCUUGAUGACAUUGCUCUCAGCAAGCUUAGGUGUACAGAAAAAGUGUCUGGAGGAUGUAGUACUGGAACUGUGCAGGAAACACUGUUUGUUUGGAGGGGAACUGCACCCUGGAUCAGUGGUCCCAGCAGCCCAGGGCCUCCCCCCAUUGCAGAGGAAACUUCUAGUGCUGAGUGAGAAAAGGUGAAUGACUGGUGGAUAAACCAACUGGAAUCCUUUAUGUGGAUGCUCUUGCCUUCUGGUUUGUUUGGUCAUGUUUCUGUGUGAGAAGAUGACCAGUGCAGACAGGCACCAGACAGCUUGGAAGUAAAGACAUGUCUUUAAAAAUAUGCAGAUUCAGUGGUCAACAGGCAAAAACAAAGAGGGUUAUGUGUUGCCACAUUCCUUGUAUUUCACUGUAUACAUUAUCUCAUAUCUUGUCUGUAAGGAGAGCUUAUUUGAAGUUAUUUGAGCUGUUUAUGGCUGAAAGAAUGUUCUAUUCUAGUCUACUUGUAAAAACCACAAACCACCAAAUAAGAUGACAUGGGUGACAUACCACACACCUCCCUGUCCAUGUAGCUGAUGUUAAUAGCUCUCAUAUGCUAAAUUAAAUUUUAAGUUAUUAUUUUAAAUUACAUGUUUAAUUUAUAUAUGUAAAUUUAGACUUCUUUUAUUUGGAGAGAAAGCAAGGGAAAAAAUCCCAAAUACCUUAAAUGUUAAUACAUAUGCAUUUCUACUUACUGACCUCUGUCAUUCUCAGCCAUAUCAAGUUUUUUUUAAUGAUUUCUUGAUAGUCUUGUAUUUUAUAUUCUUCUUUUGAAAUCUCAGUCAGGUCAACAGAUUUCUUUGUCUAAAGUACAUAUGAUGAGCAUUCUUAUUCUUCCUUCUUUUUUUAUCUCUCUGUCACCAUCUUUUUCAACACAUUGUUCUGCAAAUUGAUUUAAAUUACUUAUUUUUUUAUCUGUUUGUUGCUCAGCAUAAGGCUGUUGACUUUUUCUUUAAUGAUAAUCUCUCUAAAAACUAUUUUACCCUAUUUUAUUUUUCUCCCCAAUUUUGGAAUGCCCAAUUCCCACUAUCUAAUAGGUCCUCGUGGUGGCAUGGUUACUCACCUCAAUUCGGGUGACGGAGGACAAGUCCCGGUUGCCUCUGCUUCUGAGACCGUCAAUCCGCACAUCUUAUUACUUGGCUCGUUGUGCAUGUCACUGUGGAGACUCACAGCAUGUGAAGGCAGAUGCUACUCUCCGCGAUCCACUCACAACUUACCACGUGCCCCAUUGAGAGCGAGAACCACUUAAUCGCGACCACAAGGAUGUUACCCUAUGUGACUCUACAAUCCCUAGCAACCAGGACAAUUUGGUUGCUUAGGAGACUCGCUGAGCUACCCAGGCCCUAUUUUACCCUAUUUCUUAAGAUUUGUGCAUUUAAAAUAUUUAACCAAAUUCAAUCAAAUUGAAUUGUGUAAUGUUUAACAAAAAUACAUUAAUAAAUGUAAAACAAUUAAUUAUUUUAUUUUAUCUAUUUUUUUUACUUUUUUAUGUAUGAUUACACAAUUCAAUUUGAUAGAAUUUUGUUAUGAAAUUGAAAUAUUUAAAUCUUAAAGUAUUUAUUGAGUGUAUGUAAUCGUCAGCCGAGAAGUGAAUAUCCCCAUGUGCUGUUAGAGAACAUGUGUUGUGGGUCUGUUUGACAUUGAAUCCAUUUAAUUAUCUGUAAACUAUAACUUUAGCCUGCUUAGCAGAUUCGCUUUGCUUCCCAAUGUUGAGAAUAGCACUAAGUGUGUUUUUCUGAGUGACAAAACACUAUUGUUCUCAGUGAGAAUGUGACUACUCCACUGGAUGAAAUCCUUCUUUCCUCAUCCCUCUCUUUUCACCAUAUUGGUGCUGAACGACCCUGAACGUCUAUGAAGACUUAAAGCUACUGUAAAGGCUGGUUGACCGGAAGUCCAAUCAGUUCAAACCCGAAACUGUUCAGCUGGAUCUUUGAUCAAUUAGCCAUUUGGUUUACAGUGGUGCAUUGAUCCAAUGGACUAUAAAAGUGAAUUUGUUGGGAUUUUGUGUGAAGUUGGGAAAAAAAAAUUCACAAAAGAGUUACCAAAUGGAUUCCACCUUGACUGUCUUAGUCUUAUGUCUUGUGGCCUUCACCAGUAUUUUAAUUUAUUUUGCGUGUAUAUUAUUGUGAAUGAGAGACAGACCAAGAGAGUACUGAGAGACUAUAGAACGUAUUGAGACUUGCCAUGCGCCCUUAUAGUUAGACCUAGCUCUCAUUCUGUUCAAUAGCGGUAACGAUGUAUGCCUUAAAAGUAUAAAGUGUCAGUGUUAUUUUUUUAAAUGUGUACAUAUUUCCAUCCACAGCAUAAAAAUAUAUUGCAAUAAGAGAUUUAAAAUAAUCUCAAAGCAUAUGGGUAUCUCUUGCAAUUUGUCAGCCAAAUUAAUGGGAAGGUCCAUUCAUCAUGACCCGUGUUGUAAACAGUAGAUGACCCUGCUGUUGUGAUCUAGUAAACAAUGGAAAUAUAUGAUUAAAUGA